Molecule: messenger RNA, 5027 nt
Organism: Thalassophryne amazonica
Lineage: Eukaryota; Metazoa; Chordata; Actinopteri; Batrachoidiformes; Batrachoididae
Gene: tmem132e
Product: transmembrane protein 132E
Exons: 9
Coding region: 640-3906 (1088 amino acids)
Source: RefSeq, a predicted model, not a curated record
UCUGCAUCACACACUCCCCAUAUACUCACUGCUGCAUGCACACUCGUACAAGUCUGCCUGAACACGUCCGGAGAGAGCAGAUGCAUCGGGCUGCGGCGUGUUGUUGCUUUCACCGCUGUGUGUGAAGGGGGAGUCCAUCGAGUCCUCUCAGAGCUCUGACUGGUAGCUAAAAUGGUGAUUAUAGACUAGAGACUAGGUGUGGUGAGAUGGGGCGGCGUCACUGGCUUUGUCUAUAGCUCCUGCACAGCCCACCAACCAGGAGGAGGCUAUGCCUGUCUAUCAACAGUCUGUCUUGGAGCAAUGCCUGGUCAGGGAUUGAACAAACUACUCUGAAAGGAAGCCCAGGGCCACGGGGAGCUGGAGAAGUUCAAGACGCUGGCUGGAACCGACAACAACGCGGGCGUGUGAAGAAUUUCCCGGAUUGUACCACUGUUUUCUGCUCUUCACCCUCAUUUAAUUGUUGUGUUUGACACAUGACAGAGAUCUUCUGAGGAGAAACCUUCAAAGAAGCAAAAGUUGUGUGAAGUGCCCUUUGAGCCACACCAUCUUUUCAAGAGACAUUGUUUUUGGGGAAUUCAGACGAAGCCAAGAUUUUUCAGAUUCAAAGGAUGCGAUUUCAAUGAUAAAAGCAUUUGGAAUAUGGGACUUUUAAUCUGUGAUUUGGACCAUGGGGACAGGCAGAUAUGUUUUUGUGCUCAGCUCUGGGUGAUUUUGAUAACUCUUGCAGGUAAAAUCUCUCCAACCAGUUCUGAUGCCCCCUUCAGUUCCUCUGCAGUGACCGUUAGUCCUUCUCCACCUAAUGUGUACCUCCCAGCUACCUUCAAAAUGUCCAAUGCACAGCUGGCUUUCUUUUUGCGAGAGGCUCAAAUCACAGGACAAGCUGUUGGCGGGGCCGGCCGCAACAGCCCUGCCACCGGACACCCACUGCAGCGCUCAGAGAGUUUUGUGGUGUUCCAGACAAAGGACCUCCCUGCCAUCAACAUAAGCUUUGGGCCUUUUGCGCAAGACCAAGCUGUGUCCAAGGAGUUGCUGCAGCCAACCAGUCCGCUGGAUAUCCCCGGCCAACUGACGGUUAACUGGAAGGUACGGGCUUUUAUUGUCCAGUCACGAGUCUACUCCAACAGCCCCACUGUUCAGGUGUUUUUCUACAUCGCUGGCCGUGAUUGGGAUGACUUCAAGGCCCAGGACCGACUGCCUUGUGUCCGUCUACAUGCCUUCAGAGAUGUUCGCGAAAUUAAGACCUCAUGCCGGAUGAAAGGUAACCUGGCACAGUGUUUGGCUCAACUGGAGCUGCCGCCUUCCUGGUUCAACAGCAAUGUCGCUCCACUUGGUCGGAGGAAAGGCUCCAGUGACGGACUCUUAGACGGUUUGACCAGUGAGACCCUGCAGGCUGAGCUCUACUACACACUCCAUGAGCCUAAUGUGGAGGGUGAGUGCAGUGAAGCCUUCGUUCAUAGGACUGGUGGUGUUUCCAGAGGUGAGCUGCUGUCACAGCACCCCCUGCUGCGUAUUGGGAGUAUCAGCUUGUACCAAGCCAGUCAAGAACAGCUGUUGGUGGAUAAGCAAUUGGACAAGAACAUGUUCCUCAGGCUACCCGAGAAACCUCUGAAACCUGGAGAGACCCUCAGAAUCUUUCUCUAUUUGAUGCCCAACUCCACUGUGGACCAGUUCACCCUCAAGGUCAAAGCAAAGAAAGGGGUGAACCUGAUGGAGACCAAGUCGAAAAACGCACAGUGGAAGGUGGACUGGGAGGUGCAGUCGGGCGCCAAGCAUUCCAUCACCACCAUCGAUGUGAACAAGAACAAAGCAGUCAAACAGGGGGACAUACUUGGCAACGUUGAGGUGAUGCAGUUGGACUUUGACAUGGAGAACUUUACCAGCCUCUCGGUGACCAGAAGGAUCAACUGGAACAUUGACUACAAGGGGCAGAACCCACCUCCUGAUUCUGACAAGGUUGUGACAGAGCUGACAGUCGUGCAGCGGGACAUUCAGGCCAUUAUUCCUCUGGCCAUGGAUACUGAGAUUAUUAACACGGCCAUUUUAACCGGGCGCACUGUGGCUAUUCCCGUCAAAAUGGUCUCCAUAGAGAUGAAUGGAGUAGUCACCGACGUCUCCGCCUUUGUGCAAUGCAAGUCAUCCAAUGAAGACAUUGUUAAGGUCUCCAUGAAUUGUGACUACGUGUUUGUCAAUGGCAAAGAGACACGGGGGUCCAUGAAUGCCAGGGUCAUCUUCAGCUAUGAGCACCUGAGUGCACCACUGGAACUGACCGUCUGGGUGCCCAAGCUGCCCCUACAGGUGGAACUUUCUGACAACAACCUGAGUUUCAUUAAAGGCUGGAGGGUUCCAAUUCUUCCUGACAGAAGGAGCACCAGAGACAGCGAUGCAGAUGAUGACGAGGAUGACCGCCGGGUGAGUCGAGGCUGCACCUUGCAAUAUCAGCGGGCCCUGGUCAAAGUCUUGACCCAGUUCCACACCACCUCCACCGAGGGCACCGACCAGGUCAUCACCAUGCUUGGACCUGACUGGCAGGUGGAUGUCACAGACCUGGUCCAAGACUCUUUGAAAGUGGCCAAUCCCAGGAUAGCAGAGCUGGCGGACCGAACCAUCCUGGUGGGUCUGGAGCUGGGAUCCAGUGUGCUCAAGGUGGAGUCGCCGCUAGCGAUGGACGCCGUACUGGGAGAGUCGCCGUUCUCUGUCACCGAUGACAAGGUUUCCAUCACGGAACUGCGUGUUCACGCCAUCUCGGGCCUGACCCUGUCGCUCCAACCCAGCCCUGGAAACAGCCACACCAUGGUUGCCAAGGCAACGGGCCUCCAUACCCUCACAGCUCCCAAACAGGAGGCCAGUUUGUCCAUUUGGAUGUUUUUCAGCGACAACACAGCCGCCACUCUGACCUGCUUUGACUCCAAAGACUACAACCUCAAUGCCUCCACACUCGACGACAAAGUCGUGUCGGUAUCCCAGGAGCCUCAGCAACGCUGGCCUGUCAUGGUGGCUGAAGGGGAGGGAUCUGGUGAGAUGGUACGAGUGGAGAUGACCAUCUGCGAGGCUUGCCAGAAGACCAAACGCAAAAGCGUCAUUGCGUCUGCCGCAGUUUAUGUCAAGGUCCGCUUUGGCCCAGAGGAAGACUCUGAGGAAGAGGCGACCACUGAGGGUGAGAUCGAGCUGGCUCCCAUGACCAGGCGGCCGAUCAUUGAUCCGAACAUCAGUGGAAGAGUUUAUGAGACAUCUAAUGAACAGCCUGCUAGUGUUCCCAUUGAUUACACCAAUUUUCCGACCAUCAGCAACCAGGAGAGCCCAACUGAGAGUGAUGAAGAAGAAGACGACUUUGUCCAUUCGCCUCGCAACAUGACUGACCUUGAGAUCGGCAUGUACGCUCUGCUGGGAGUCUUCUGCCUGGCCAUCUUAGUCUUUCUCAUUAACUGCAUCGUCUUUGUCCUUAAAUACCGCCACAAGCGCAUUCCGCCUGAAGGUCAGGCCAACAUGGAUCAUUCCCACCACUGGGUGUUUCUGGGUAACGGUCAGCCACUAAGGGCACAGUGUGAUCUGUCACCACAGCAGGUGGAAAGUUCCAGUAACCCGUUGGAGGGGGUUCAGACUUGCUGCCACGCCGAUCACCACAGCAGCGGCAGCUCCCAGACUAGCGUUCAAAGCCAGGUACACGGGCGGGGAGACGGCAGCUCUGGGGGCUCCACGAAGGAGAAUGGCGAAGAGGCCAGUUCCCCUACGUCCAAGCGUAAGCGUGUCAAGUUUACCACCUUCACUACCCUUCCUACGGAGGAGCUGCCAUAUAACUCCAUCCCCAUAGCAGAUGAAGAGGACAUUCAGUGGGUUUGCCAGGACAUGGGCUUCCAAGACCCAGAAGAACUGCAUGACUACAUGCGCAGAAUAAAAGAAAUAGCCUGAGAUACGUGGUGCAAUGUGAAGCACCACCUUAGCUUUCUAAAGAAACCUUUAUUUCUAUUUUUCUCUUUUUCACCUGAGUGAAAUAAUUUUUCACAGACAGAAAGGCCAACUGUUGUUUUGGUUCGGGUUUUUUCUUUUCAGUUUGCACAGUGCUGUUACGUCCUACAUUCUCACACUCCUCAGAAGGACAGACGUGAAUGCAGAGUCAGUCAAAGACUCGACCAGAGGAGCUAAACUGAGACAUUGGACAGACGUGAGAGCCGCUGCCAGUCUUGUUAUUUUCAGGAUUUGGUUGUAGAUGUGGACACGAAUGUAGACGACAUCUGGUUUCGGCUAUUUUCGCCUGUUUUGUGGACUUUACGGUACUAUACCUACUUCAAUCAAAGAGGCCUUUGAUGAACAAAAAACAACAAAACCUGUCAAAGGCUCUUCUUAAAGCUGUUACAAAAUCAUUUUGUUUUUUGCCAAAGUAGGAAAAUAUUCUUUUAACAGCAAAAUGUUCUUCAUUGUUGUUCUUGAUGCAGCACACUCAUCUUUCAUUCCCCACAUUUUUCUACAUUUCAUACAACAGCGCCGUCCCACUCGUUUUCCCGGCCCUCGACAAGUCUAAUGCCUUAUUAAACAGUCACUCCUUCUCUCUGCGCGGUCGCUCCAUUUUCUCACUACAGCUGGAGACAGUGUAGUAGCAUAUGUACAAUACUACAACUGAUCUCGAGCAUGAGGUAUAAAUACAAAAGAAUCUUGUGUAUUUGUGGAGAUCUCUCACAUUCUUUGCAUGUAACAGGAUCUCGAGGCACAAUCAGCGACUUUUUUUCCAAAUUUGUAAAUGUUUGUAUUGUAAUUAUCUACGCGUUCAUACACAAACUAUGUUAUAGUGCAUCACUGGGCUUAUACGCUUCAUACGUGUAUAUAGCUGGACCAGCUUUGUCGUGGCGUUGCACACCGUAAGGCCGGUUGAAGUUUUAAAAAUUUCACGUUGUCGGACAUGGUGAUGUCAUCAGUGAAUGUCGUGUUUUAACAAAAAGUGGUAGGUACCACAUUUGACUGUUGACUUUGCAGAUUUGCUAUGCACCAGUAAGGGAACAAAGCUUAACAUGAUUUGUUUCUUUUUCUCAAGUUCA